AACCUUCCCAUCAUGUUUUUCAGAUAUUCCAUCUUUCCUCUCAGUUUAAUCGGUUUAUUUUUGUUUAAAUUAUUUUAGGUCAAAUUCGAAGCGUCAGAGAAAGUGACGUGUUUAUUUCCACCUUUAAAAAUAAGCUGUUUAUGAAUCCUGAAGUGACUCCCGCCGUUCAUCUCUGCGUGUGGGUAAAUCUGUUGGGAAAUGUGUUUACUGUCAGCUGGUCGUGUUGUUGUGUUUGUGUGUGUGUUUGUGUGUGUCACCACACAUCUGUCACUGUGACAAACACACGGCCAAAAGUAUGUGGACACCACCAACACACAGGAAACCCUGGACAGUAUGUGGAGAUGUUUCUGCUGUUUGUUGGUCCAGUCUCCUCACAGUAAGAGACUGUAACAAACGCAGCUCUGACACAGAUAAACUCAAAGUUAUUGACGAUGAUUUACUCCAGAUAUAAAACCAAUAAUCAGCUUUUAUCCUGAUCGACUGAACAGCUGAUUUUACAGAACUGUUGUUGUGUUUCAGAGUCGCUGUUAACAAUCAUCUAUCUGAGCUGAAGAGUGUGAAUUUUGAUUGUUUAAGAUCGAACAAACACAAACUACUUUAUCAUGAUGUUUUUAUACAUUCAGGGAGUUUUUAUACUUAAAGUACUUUAUUCAGCCUGUAAAUGUACUUCUAUACGUACCAGUGUGUUUUUACAGUGCAGUAUUUAUACUUUAACACUCUGGUUUGUGUCUCUGUGUUAUUUUCAGACACACAAAAACACACACAUUUAUAAAUCAUGUUGUUUAUGUUGAUGGGCGGUAGUAUGUAGGAGGGGGGCGGGGCCUGAUGACAGCUCACUUCCUGUUAAAGGGAGAAUAAAACUGACGAAUCCGAGUCGAAACCCUGCAGACCAUCGAGACCAUCAGGACUGACUACUGCAGACCAGUUAAGACCAGUUUAGACCAGUUUAGGCCAGUUUGGACCAGUUUGACUCGGGAUGUGGGCGUUGAUGCUGAUGAUGUUUCUACUGGAUCAGAACCAGGCGGCUCCUGUACGACCUGAUUAUUGAUCCGUGAUCAAAUUACUGGACGCACAUGUGAGACAUUGAUUACUGAGACUGUGUGUGUGUGUGUGUUUACAGUUACCAUGGGAACAGCUCAGCCUCCAGCCCAUUGGUCAACUGCAGGACCAAACAAGAGUGAGUAUUUAAGUGUUUAAAUUUGUGAAGUUUUAAAACUUUAAUUAACAUCCAGGAUUUAUAUAAAUGUUUUUAAAAGUGUUGAAAAUCUUAGAGGUGAUGUUUUUAAUUUUCAGUUUUUCAUUGAUGAUUGUAUUUCACAUUCGGACUCAGAAUCUUUCAUCACUAUCCCAUUUAAUGUCGUAACAUUGUUUCCAUUUUAUAUCUAAUUAAUUUACAGAUAUUUCCACCAAUGACUACAGAUUAAAUGUAAUCAAACAUAUAAAUGUACGAUUAAAUUAUUUUAAAAAAAUCAAAAAUAAUUGAAUUAAACAUUCAUAUUUUAUAAACAUUUAUAUUAGUAUUCAACAUUUAUGCUUUAAGAAAUUGCCUUCACCAUUCACCAAGAAAUAAUUCAUAUUUCCAUCAAACAUUUAAAAAUUUUUAAAUUUUAAAAUUACAUUUACACUAAAAAAUUUUAAUUCUGAUGAAAUGGAAUCAUUUUAUCUGUAUUUAGUAUUAAAAUCUUAUUUAAUUGGAUAAUCAUAAUUAUUUAUUUUUAUAUGAUUAAAAUUAAAUCCUCUCUAACACUGAGAUCAUUUAGACACAGAUAUCAACAUUUGUGAAUUAAAUUUACGAACAAAAGAAAAAAACAACUAAAACAUUUAACAUGAAGAUAUUUUUCACUUUAGAUUAAGUUUAUAUUUAAUUGAUGCAUUACAAAUUUAAACUUAAUAUUUUCAACAUUUACAUUUAAGAUUUUUAGGCGAAUAUGAUUAUUUACAUAUUUAUAUUUGUAAUGUAAAUAUGAUUAUUUACAUUACAAAGCUCAAAAACAAUCUUAAUUAAUUUGUCACAUUUAGAUCAGACAUUUAACACUUCAAUUUCUUCAAAACUUUGUCUUGAUUAUUACAUUUACAUUUUUUAAUCAAUAUUUAAUUUUUAGAUUUAACUUAUUUAUUGUUAAUGUUUAUUUAGUUUUAAUCACUCGUACCUACAGUAAGUCAAAAUUUUUCAUUUCCAAUUUUUUUUUUUUUAUAUUAAUAAUUUUUAGAUUUUUACAUUAAAAUGAUGAUUUUUCAGUAAAUAAAUUAAUUUAUUAUUUCUAUUUAACAUUUACCUUUGAAAUAUUUAUGACUGUUAUUUUAUAGUGUCUCUCAUACAUUUAUUUAAUAUUUAAUAUUUACUGUUAAAAUCUAAAGUUAAUAUUAAAUUUCUAUCAUUGACACAUUUAACCCUGAUAUAAUCUUUCAUUUUUUCUCUGAGACAGUUUGUAAAUGUAGCUCCUCGUGUGUUUGAACAUUUUUAAAUCUUGAUGUGAAGAAACGCUCCGUUAUUUCCUUCCUGUUCGUUUCUGCAGCCUUCACCUUCUGCCCGUCCUGCUACGGCUCGACCGAGAACUUUCUCCUCUUCCUCCUCUUCAUCCUCGGCCUCUUCUGAGUCCAGCCAAAGUUCAGAGGUCAGAGGUCACUUUCGUUAUAACAUCAAUCUGUGAACAAAAACACUGACAGUUAUGUCAGGAAUUAAGGUGAAUAUCUUAUUUUCAGGGGGAAAUGACUGGGAUUUGGUCCUGUGGUCUGAACCUCAGAAAAUGGAUCCUCUUUGGGCUAAAUAUAAGUUUACUACACUACCCAUGAGCCUUAGCAGCUGCUAACCAAUCAGCGUUCAAGAACAGCUCUGUGGUAUUGAUAAUCAGGUGUAAAGCAGCCACUCAGUUUUUAAGGUUAAAAUCCACCUGCCAUCAUAAACAGAACCUCUACUGACUUUUACUCAUUUUUAGCUUUUUCUACAUUUCUGCCCAAAUAAACAAAAACUACAAACUAAAGUCUGUUUAUCUCACCUGAGGACCUCCUGCUCUUUAAUUCGGCUUCAGUGUCAAUCAGCUGACAGCCCCCCCACCCACUGAAACUGCUUUGAAUCUGGUGGAGGCUGUUUCACUGACUUUGACCACCAUCUAGUGGACGCCACGGGAACUGCAGCCCAACACACACUAAUCCUGAGGCUGCUCAUUGGUCAGAAUAAUCCUGUUAAAACAGACGUGGUUAUGACGUCAUCACGCAAUACAAUAGCUAAUGACAACAUAACACCCGAUGACCAAUCAGCUGCUUGCUACACUGACCCUGAUUGGUUGAUUUUUACAGGGAGUUCAACCGCUGAGAGACAGACGGAAACUGGAGAACACGGUAACACACACACACACACACACACACACACACACACACACUCACACACGAACGCACCAUUAAAUUACCAACCCUGUGAUGUCAUGGCGUGUCUCUGAUGUCAUUUCCUGCAGGCGGUGGAGCAGGUGGACUCCUCCCAAGAGGUGAGCUGUCAAUCAAACCAGAUCUGUCCAAUCAGUACUAAGCGUACGGUCUCAUUUACUGUAUGUGUGUGUGUGUGCGUGUGCACGUGUGUGUGUGCGUCAGAGCCUGGAGCUCCCCAGCUCUCCCAGCAGCAGUCUGUGGCUCAGUGAACUGGUGUUACUGGGACAGAGAGCGCACGAGCGUGGCGGGGAGAGAAGCACCGGAGACGACAGCGCCGGGAGCGCCGAGAGCCGCCAGAGGGUGAGGGCGCACUUGUCAGGUGACAUCACACACAGGAAACUGUGAUUAUUUACCAAAAUAAAAGUCUGAUGAUGUGACGGUUCAGGGAUACUCCUCUUCCUCCUACAGGCCAUGACAUUGACCUUUCACCCCCUUAUGACCCGACCUCGACUCGAUGGCGGGUUACCUGAUCUCACUCCAGCGGAAGCCGCCUCCAGCCUGGGCGCCGGUACAGGCGAGGGAGGCGGAGCCGUCAUAGAUGAAGAUGAAGGGGGUGUGGCUAAUGCAGAGGAGGGCGGGGUCGGAGGAGGAGCAGAGUUCGACUCGUUCCGUCGUCCGUUUGGUGACAGCGUGGAGAGAGGGGGGCUGACCUUUGACUCACCAGGCCACACCCACCAUAACGGUUUCUAUGGAAAUGAAGGCGAGCUAGAGCUGAGGCUGUGAUGGCCACGCCCCCACUGACACCUGUCAAUCAUUUACCUGAUCAGACCUGGAUCAGAGAGUUUUGAAAAGUACUUUCAUGUUUUUAUUUCCUAUAAAAAUAUCAUUUUUCAAAUAUAAGAUCAAAUUUUUGUUUCUUCUUUUUUUCUUCCUGUGUUCAUGUUUUUCACUAUCAGAGGCCAAAUAAACGAGUGUUACUAUUUUUACUUCCAUAAA
Molecule: messenger RNA, 4359 nt
Organism: Xyrichtys novacula (pearly razorfish)
Lineage: Eukaryota; Metazoa; Chordata; Actinopteri; Labriformes; Labridae
Source: the annotation of a GenBank genome assembly